GCAGAUUCAGUACCUCAAGACAAACGCUGAUGUGGAUUCCAGAUUCUUUUUUUUCCAGUUUGCUGAGUGGAAGAAUUUCAACACUUCGAGAUGAAACUGGUGCUAUAUUUAUUGACAGGGAUCCAGCAGCAUUUGCACCUAUUUUAAAUUUUCUUCGGACAAAAGAACUAGACUUAAGGGGAGUGAGUAUUAAUGUUCUCAGGCACGAAGCAGAAUUUUAUGGAAUUACUCCAUUAGUCAGAAGGCUCCUCCUGUGUGAAGAACUCGAGCGCUCGUCCUGUGGCAGUGUCCUCUUCCAUGGGUAUUUGCCGCCACCAGGUAUUCCUAGUCGUAAAAUAAACAACACAGCUAGAGCCUCUGCUGAUUCUAGAAAUGGACUAAAUUCUGCGGAAGGUGAAGCCCGAGGAAAUGGUACCCAGCCUGUUCUCUCUGGCCCUGGAGAAGAGACUGUCAGACUAGGAUUUCCUGUGGAUCCACGAAAGGUGCUAAUAGUAGCUGGCCAUCACAACUGGAUUGUAGCUGCGUACGCUCACUUUGCUGUGUGUUACAGAAUCAAAGAAUCUUCAGGAUGGCAACAAGUGUUUACAAGCCCAUAUUUGGAGUGGACUAUUGAACGAGUGGCUUUAAAUGCCAAAGUGGUUGGAGGUCCGCAUGGGGACAAAGAUAAAAUGGUUGCUGUUGCCUCAGAGAGUAGCAUUAUCCUGUGGAGCGUUCAGGAUGGAGGAAGUGGAACUGAAAUAGGGGUGUUCAGCCUUGGUGUCCCUGUGGAUGCUCUCUUCUUUAUUGGGAACCAGUUGGUGGCCACGAGUCACACCGGGAAAGUCGGAGUGUGGAAUGCUGUCACUCAGCACUGGCAGGUUCAAGACGUUGUUCCCAUAACUAGUUACGACACCGCCGGGUCUUUCCUCCUCCUGGGCUGUAACAACGGGUCCAUCUAUUACAUAGAUAUGCAGAAGUUCCCUUUACGAAUGAAGGAUAAUGAUCUUCUUGUAACUGAACUUUAUCAUGAUCCCUCAAAUGAUGCUAUUACUGCUCUGAGUGUUUACCUCACGCCAAAAACAAGCGUCAGCGGAAACUGGAUCGAGAUUGCCUACGGCACGAGCUCGGGCGCAGUGCGAGUGAUCGUCCAGCACCCUGAGACCGUUGGGUCAGGCCCCCAGCUUUUCCAGACUUUCACCGUUCACCGAAGUCCCGUUACAAAAAUCAUGUUGUCAGAGAAGCAUCUCGUGUCAGUUUGUGCAGAUAAUAAUCAUGUUCGUACUUGGACAGUAACACGCUUCAGAGGGAUGAUCUCUACUCAGCCGGGUUCCACUCCGCUAGCAUCCUUCAAGAUACUCUCUCUGGAGGAGACAGAAAGUCAUGGUAGCUAUUCGUCUGGAAAUGACAUAGGGCCUUUCGGAGAGCGAGAUGAUCAACAGGUGUUUAUCCAGAAAGUUGUGCCCAUCACUAACAAACUGUUUGUAAGACUCUCAUCUACAGGGAAAAGAAUAUGUGAGAUCCAGGCUGUGGACUGCACUACGAUAUCCUCUUUCACCGUGAGAGAGUGUGAGGGGUCCAGUAGGAUGGGCUCCAGGCCCAGGCGCUAUCUGUUCACAGGCCAUACAAACGGCAGCAUUCAAAUGUGGGAUCUGACCACUGCGAUGGACAUGGUUAACAAGAGUGAAGAUAAAGAUGUAGGUGGUCCCACAGAGGAAGAACUACUCAAAUUAUUAGAUCAGUGUGAUCUGAGUACCUCUCGCUGUGCCACUCCCAACAUCAGCCCAGCAACUUCCGUGGUUCAGCAUAGCCGUCUGCGGGAAUCCAAUUCCAGCCUUCAGCUUCAGCACCACGAAACCAUUCAUGAAGCAACUACGUAUGGUUCUGUGAGACCUUACCGGGAGAGCCCUUUGCUAGCAAGGGCACGGAGGACUGAGAGCUUUCACAGUUACAGGGACUUCCAGACUAUUAGUUUGAACAAGAAUGUAGAAAGAGCUGUCCCUGAGAAUGGUAACUUGGGUCCCGUACAAGCCGAAAUGAAGCGGGCAACAGGGGAAUGUAGUGUAUCUGAAAGAGAGUCUCCUGGAACAGAAAUAAAGCAUUUGAGAGAAGCAGACAGUGGUUUGGAAGCUCAGAAAAUAGCUGAAGGUUUUUUAGAAUCCAAGAAAAGGUCAUCAGAAGAUGAAAAUGAAAAUAAGGCAGAUUUACGGAAGAAAGGAUUUGAAGGGGGAGGAUUCCUGGGAAGAAAGAAAGUUCCCUACCUGGCAUCCUCACCAAGUACUUCUGAUGGAGGUGCUGACUCACCUGGUACUGCAUCCCCGUCUCCUACGAAGACCACUCCAUCUCCUCGGCAGAAAAAAAGUGAUUCUUUGGGUCAAGAGUACAGCUUGUGAGAACUCACCAAAAUGAAUAGUUGUUAUGCUAAACUUAGAAGAAAGUUGAACUUUACUAGCUUUCAGAUAAAUCAGUGUUAACAUCAAAUUUGCCAGGUUAAAAGGUCUUUCAGGACCUUUUUAACAGAAUUACCAGGAGUGAAAGCUAAAAUAAGUUCUUCAUGUUGUUGGAAUUUUACUCGGUUUUACCAUACAUUUUAGAAUCAUGUGUAAAGCAGGAGUCAGUCUCAACCUAUAGCUGCUGUUUGUUGGUUGUAGAAACACAGUACCACAUUGCAAGAUGUGCCCAUAGGUAUCCAUGAGCGUCCUCCCAGAGGGUGGGACUCACCGCACUAGGUUCCUAAUCUGGAUUAUGCCUGGGACCUGCCUCACAUUCCUUAGUGAAUCACAUCAUUCUCCCCAAAACCUUCCUGUGUUUGCAAAAUGUUUACCAGAUGUUUGAAUGAGGUGCUAUGUGUGUGAGGGGUAGCGGGGGUGGGGGUGAGUCAUGUACGUAAUUCAGAAACACUAUUGAUGUUGAAUACAGAGUCCACUGUGUAGGAAGUCCUGUAAGGUGUAGGUUUUGGGGGGCAUCAUUUUCUGAUUUUCAUGUUGGAGCUCUUAAAUUGUAGCAUUACCCAUAUUAAGUUCCAAGAAUCCAUUCUAACUUUUUUCCAAGUUGAAACAGUUGUCUGUGUUUGAACUGAUGAAAUAAAAGUAAUCAAGGGCAAAGCUUUUAGUGCCCAGACAGGAAAGCUGAGGUACCAGUUUUUGGUGUGCUUGACUUUUUUUUUCUCAUUUAUGUCAAUAACAAAUAAUGAAACCUAAAAUGUGGCCAUUUUAUUAAUCUUUGUGACUGAAGUUCUCACUUUUUGGUUAAUGAAUUUGACUGUUGUGAAAAUGUUAUCUUGGGUAUAUUUUGAAUUAUAAGGGCAAAAUAAUAAUUUUUGUACUUCCCCCACCCCCAUUUAAAUUAGAAUGAUCGUCAAGUUUCUGCAAAUAGAGUAAUUGUAUAUUUAAAGCAUUAAACAUUUGUUGGUGAUAAUGUGUAUAUUUCCACUCCAUGAAAUUUAAAAAGUGAGUGGAGUCAAAAUAAAUUCUUUAAAGUCUAUAUUGCCUGCAGGUGGUUUCACAAUAAUCCUCUUGUAUUUAUUUAUCAAUGAAGUCUAAUAAAAAUAAGAAAAUGA
Messenger RNA from Echinops telfairi (small Madagascar hedgehog), 3535 nucleotides. It is a transcript of the gene KCTD3, whose product is annotated as potassium channel tetramerization domain containing 3. Gene Ontology annotation, molecular function: protein binding. The transcript has 17 exons. Gene Ontology annotation, biological process: protein homooligomerization. NCBI's taxonomy places the organism in Eukaryota, Metazoa, Chordata, Mammalia, Afrosoricida, Tenrecidae. The coding region runs from base 30 to 2369 and encodes 779 amino acids. The record is from RefSeq and is a predicted model, not a curated record.